This is a messenger RNA of Arabis nemorensis, 642 nucleotides long. The record is from the annotation of a GenBank genome assembly. NCBI's taxonomy places the organism in Eukaryota, Viridiplantae, Streptophyta, Magnoliopsida, Brassicales, Brassicaceae.
AUGGGCAAUGGUAUUGCUUCUGAAAAUCUUUCUCAAUGUCCCUGUCCUUUAGCUCCUGCACCAGCAAUACAUCAUCAUAUAGGAUUGUUUUUAAGUCUUUGGCACCAAUAUCGUGGUGUAUUUCUUCAAACUGUUUAUUAUCUAGUCAUAAUGUUGGUUGGUGUAGGCGAGAUAUUUCUUGUCAACCAUAAGGAAUCUGAUAGACUAGUUUGGUUUAGGGAAGCAUUAGGAAACUUGGGCCAACUAAAUAAAUCAUUAAUUGAAAUCACUGUUCUUAGGUUGAUAGUGUUUCUUGGAGACGUGUUCUGUGACCCUAACGAAGUGGAUUUGGCACUAUUUCUAACCUUUGUUUUUGCUUACCUACAUUUUGCUUCAGUGUUCAAACUCAUUGGCAUAGGGAAUGACUUCGGAUGGCUCGACGGGCUGGUAUCGGUGAUCCUCACAGCCUUUGAGCACUUUGUGAGGCCAUGGUCCUUCAUGCAGCUCCUAGGGAUUGUUCUCACCACGAUAGUUGUCUGUUACAAGAACACCAUGUGGUCCGGUCAAGGCAAGAAGCUUCAACGAGAAGGAACUCAAGAAGAAAGCACAGGACUAAUUGAGAUGACAACAUUGACAAGGCAACAUCAAGAUGAGGUUGCAUAA